AUGUAUUUUUCAGGUGCCACGGGCUCAAUUUUGUCCUUUUUCGUCUCGGUAUCGAUCGUUUUGCUGUUAAUGUUUGCUUAUCAAUGGAUCUUUGUCGGAUUGGUGUCGACGAUUUGGGAGGAAUUCUUAAAGCCACUGCUUCAAGAAUGGCCGCAGGUGCAGCAGCUAUGCGCUUUGCAGCUUCUACAUCUUACUAUCUUUCGCCGCGCUGGUGACCGGCUGCUUUGCGUGCGGAUACUUUUUGCCGUUUACGAAUUUGAAGGGCUCUGUUUUGCCGGACAGGCUCUCUGCGGAGCCCUGAUAUUUUCGACAUUCUGGGCGAACAUCGCCAAGGAUCCGCUGCCAAAACUCGAGAACAACUGCACGGCGCACCUCUUCGACGAGUACCAAAUCCUGGAAGACGGCCAGCACGGUGUUUUCUACAAUACGAUGGCCGAUUUUCCAUUGGAUUUUGUGCCGUUGUUUUUGACAAUGGUGUUCACCCUCGUAUAUCAACUACAUUCCGAAAACGCCGCCCGUUCGUCGAGUCCGACUCCUUCCCGCUAUGCUCAAAGCGACGCGAGUGGCACCGGACCACGCCCGCAGCUACAG
Mesorhabditis spiculigera is the source of this 591-nucleotide messenger RNA. The record is from the annotation of a GenBank genome assembly. Lineage: Eukaryota; Metazoa; Nematoda; Chromadorea; Rhabditida; Rhabditidae.